Molecule: messenger RNA, 1207 nt
Organism: Vicia villosa (hairy vetch)
Lineage: Eukaryota; Viridiplantae; Streptophyta; Magnoliopsida; Fabales; Fabaceae
Product: cysteine proteinase mucunain-like
Exons: 4
Coding region: 41-1120 (359 amino acids)
Cellular component (GO): lysosome
Molecular function (GO): cysteine-type endopeptidase activity
Source: RefSeq, a predicted model, not a curated record
AGCCUAACCCAUCCUUUCCCUCCUUAACCAAACACCAAUCAUGGCAUCGAUACUACACUCUUUGAUCUUAUUUUCUUUGAUCACUUUGUCAUUAGCAUUGGACCUGUCAAGUGGACGUAGUAACGAGGACGUUAUGACCUUGUACGAGAAAUGGUUGGUAAAACACCAUAAAGUGUACAACGGAUUAGGAGAGAAAGAACAAAGAUUUCAAAUAUUUAAGGAUAAUUUAAAAUUCAUUGAUGAGCACAAUGCUCAAAAUCACAGUUAUAGAGUUGGGUUGAACGAGUUUGCAGAUAUCACUAAUGAAGAAUAUCGUAUGAAUUUUUGCACGAGGACUAGUAGUAUUAAAAAUAAGAUCAUCAGCAGUGAACGAUAUGCUUAUAAGAUAGAUGAUAGUGAGAUAUUGCCUGCGUCUGUUGAUUGGAGAUGGGCUUUUGGUCCUAUCAAAAAGCAAGGAAGUUGUGGAGCUUGUUGGGCGUAUUCCGUAGUAGCAGCAAUGGAAGCGAUUAACAAGAUAGUGACAGGGAAGUUUGUGAAUCUGUCUGUACAAGAGCUUGUGGACUGUGAUAGAAAAUUUAAUAAAGGGUGCAAAGGUGGUUUCAUGGGCCAUGCCUUCGAGUUCAUCAUUGAAAAUGGUGGUCUUGACUCAGAGGAAGACUAUCCAAACCAAGAACGUGAAGGCAAAUGUGAUCAAGCAAAAAAAAAUACCAAGGUAGUGAGUAUUGAUGGAUAUGAGAAUGUUACAAGAUAUAAUGAAAAUGCAUUAAAGAAAGCUAUGGCUCAUCAACCUGUCACCGUUGCUUUUGAGGCUUCUGGAAGGGCUUUGCAGCUCUAUCAAUCUGGUGUAUUUAGUGGUAAUUGUGGGACAAGCUUAGAUCAUGGUGUGGUGGUUGUUGGAUAUGGUUCUGAAAAUGGUAUAGAUUAUUGGUUGGUGAGAAACUCAUGGGGCACUAACUGGGGUGAAAAUGGUUACUUCAAGAUAGAGCGUAAUUAUAGAUACAACAGAGGAGGCAAGUGUGGCAUCGCAAUGUUCCCUGCAUACCCAGUGAAGCAUGCUCAAAACUCUGCAAUUACUAAGUUAGCUGAUGAAAAAAUUCAAGUGCUUGUUACCAGUGUUUGAAACAGCAUCACAUCUCAUUAUCUCAAUAAUUGAUUAGUAAGGCUUUUGGAUUAUAUAUUGUAUUAAUCUUGCAAUAAUCACUUGUAA